Messenger RNA from Cryptomeria japonica (Japanese cedar), 1249 nucleotides. RefSeq names its product small ribosomal subunit protein bS1m. The coding region runs from base 242 to 901 and encodes 219 amino acids. The record is from RefSeq and is a predicted model, not a curated record. NCBI's taxonomy places the organism in Eukaryota, Viridiplantae, Streptophyta, Pinopsida, Cupressales, Cupressaceae. The transcript has 2 exons.
ACUAGAUUUCUUAGAUUUCUCUAAAUAUCUAGUUAUUAAUUCAAAUGUUCGUCAGGAUUCCAAAUGAAAUUUUGCUGAAGAAGGAACUGACAACGACAAAAGGAUUUUCAUAACCCUAACCUGAAUCUUGUAGACGCUCUGCUCUAAAAGUGGCCAUGGACAAGCAGUAAGAUAGACAAGGAUAAAUUUUUGGUUUGACAGGGGAGUGAUUUGAAAGAAGCCUUCAAAUUUUUUGGACAAAAUGAGCAGUCAAUUCGGGCGAUUAUUUCAAAAAUCAAAUUCAAGCGUUUCCCUGCAAUGCGGAAACGCCCUGCAAUCCUCCGUCGUCCGCCUGCGAGACAAAAUUUUCCUCCUCGACGCGGGCCUUGCAGCUCCCGUCGCCUGCACGCAUGACGAGCUAACCAGAGUCCCCGCUAACCACAAUGCCAGGUUCAUCAACAGGAUAGGGUAUCUCGAUGUAGCAGGUGGCAAUUCCAGGUCAGCAGCCGGCCUAAGCAAGGCAGGCCUUGCCGACGUCAAAAUGGGGGGUCAAUUGCCGGGCUCCAAAAUUCUGGAGAGAUUAUUUGUGGAUAUCGUGGCGGGGGAUCAGGUGGCAAAAAGUCGUGCAACAAUGCGAUUGAAUGAGAUGGUGGGGUUUGCGGAUUCCGUGCCUGGCGAGCCGCAGAUUAUAUCUCCCUACAAAUUCAGGCAGCACAGGGCCUGGAUCGAGUUGAAUAAGUAUUGGCGGAGGAAUAGGAAGGUCCAGGGCGUUGUUCUUGGGAAAGUGAACAGAGGUUACGCCGUGGCCAUUUCGGGCUUUGUGGCGUUUCUUCCGCAGAGUUUGGGGAGGAAUAAGAGGAUUGUUGAUAAGUUCGUCAUUGAUGAGCUUAACUCCAAGUCGAUGAACUUUGUGGUGAAAUAGAUUGCUACAGCGGAAUGGAAUACAGUGGAAUGAUCACUUGUUUCAUUGCCAGUAGGUCAUCGCAGUGGAAUAGGCACUUGUUCAAUGCUGCUCAUCAGUCAUGUCAGGGUUUUCCUCACGUGAAAUAAUGAAUAUCCUACCUUAGCAUUUCUGACUAGUGAAACUUGCUUAAGUCCUCUUGAUUAUGUCUAUUCAAAAUGAAUAUCUUACCUUAUAGUGAAUGCAAGAAGGAGGCUGCAAAUAUUAUUUUAUUUAUAUUUGUCAAACUUGAAUGUCAUGAUAGAGGUCCACUGUUUAAUAUUAAAAUAAUAAAAUUAGGUCCUCACUUGAGUUUGACAAAUUUUUUUA